This is a messenger RNA of Saccostrea echinata, 15328 nucleotides long. RefSeq names its product probable E3 ubiquitin-protein ligase HERC1. The transcript is spliced from 78 exons. Gene Ontology annotation, molecular function: protein binding; ubiquitin-protein transferase activity. The coding region runs from base 96 to 14564 and encodes 4822 amino acids. NCBI's taxonomy places the organism in Eukaryota, Metazoa, Mollusca, Bivalvia, Ostreida, Ostreidae. The record is from RefSeq and is a predicted model, not a curated record.
GCGUGAUAUGUCGGUAGGAAUCGAACAGACGAAAUGAAAUGGCAUCCAAUCCAGGAUGGAUCCGCAUGUAGAUUGUAAGAUAAAAACAUGGAGAUAUGCCAACAAUGAUUGACCCUAGUCAAAUUCAUCUGAAGUUUGGAGAGCACUUCCAUUCCAGUUGGGUCUCUGAAGACUGUGAGAUCAUAGCUUCUCAGACAGGGCUGGAUGGCUUGUUUGAGAGACUUGUAUCCCACAAAGAAGUCAAUAUCCUGCCACAGCAGGCCAUAAGUUUGAAGGGUCCAGCACUGACUGAUUAUGACCAAGAACCAACAACAGUAGAGGAGCAGGAACAUUUGAUAAAUGCUUUACUAGGACAUCAAAGAAACAUUGCCAAAACUGUAUCUAGUCUUUCUAGGUUUUCAAAAGUCCUUCAGAAACGAUUGAUCAUCUUGCAGCGAGUAUACCAAGCUGUAUCUUGUAAACAUCAUAUCAGAAAAAUUUCCAGUGAGGAUUCUCCUCUCAACAUAUCAGUAACUGGAAAAUCAGAAGACGAUAGGAGUCAUUUGGGAUUUGGAAUGCCCCAGGGCAGUGAUGCUUUGUUGGAAUUAGGGGUCAAAACAGGAAUUAAUAUUCUUUUCUCUUUACUCAGACAGAAUUGGAUGUUAGCAAAACAAACAGGACAGUUUUCAUUUUGCAAUGACAUAAUACAGACAGCUCUAUCUGUAGUGGAAAAUUUUCCACCACUGUCUCUUUCCAAUGAAACAAAGCUUACCCCACUUGGAGUAGACUCAUUGAAUCAGGUCAAUGUAUUUUUGCAACAAGCAGCAAGCCCCAAUUCUGAGGCUGAUUUGACAGGACAGAGAUUGGCUAUAGAGCUUAUGAUUGCCCUUGCUGCUCAGAGAGGAUCACUUCGCUAUGUUCUUAGUUGGAUUGAAUUGUCAAUGAAAAUCUCUGUCACAGUGACCAAGAGCAAAAAUAAAGACAAGCAUGCAGGGAAGAUACACUGGCAAACAUUUCUGAAGAUAAUCACAGAUAUGAUAAACCCAAUGGGAGGCGGCGCAGGACUCUCCAGUACUUUGAUUAGAGAUGUCUCUCCAGAUGAAAAUGGUCUGGUGUCACUUUAUUAUGCAGCAGUAAUUCUGUUGGAGGAGUUGUACUUUUUGGCCUCUGACUAUGCCAGUAAUUGCUGUACUGGACCAGAUGAAAAUUGUAACAACUCAACAUCACAAAGUAAUGCUAAUUUGAAUGGUAGCUGUGGAGAAGUAUAUGUGUGGGGCAGUAACUGUACUCAUCAACUGGCUGAAGGUGGACAGGAGAAGAUUACAACUCCUAAAUACUCCACUGUCUUUACAGACUGUCAGCAGGUGGAAGCAGGUCAGUUUUGUACAUUUCUUAUCUAUGGUGAUGGUACUGCAGGAGCUUGUGGUAAAGGUAGCUAUGGCAGGCUGGGUCUCGGAGAUUCAAAUAACUGUUCAGUGCCAAAGAAACCUUUGUUUGAAAAAAAGUGUUUCGUCAAAAAGAUCUCGUCAUCCAAAGGUUCGGAUGGACAUACUCUAGCUCUGACUACAACUGGAGAAGUUUACAGCUGGGGAGAUGGUGAUUAUGGAAAAUUGGGUCAUGGGACACACUCAACUCAGAAAUGCCCAAAACUGGUGAAAGGUCCAUUGGCUGGGAAGGUAGUGAAGUGUAUAUCAGCAGGCUACAGACAUAGUGCUGCUGUAACUGAGGAUGGGGAGUUGUACACAUGGGGAGAUGGUGAAUUUGGAAGAUUAGGACAUGACUACACAUCCAGCAAGAACUUUCCAACAAAAGUACAAGCCAUAGAAUCUGUAGGUCUCGUUGCCUGCGGUGGAAGUCACACACUGGCUGUGUCUCAGGAUGGUAAAACUAUAUGGUCAUUUGGUGGAGGAGAAAAUGGAAAACUUGGUCAUGGGGACACCAAUAGACAACAUAAACCAAAAGUGAUAGAAGCCUUGAGCGGAUUGUACAUCAGAAAAGUAGCUUGUGGGAGUCAAUCAUCUCUAGCUGUAACAUCUUCAGGCCAGUUGUAUGCAUGGGGAUGUGGAGCCAUUUUGGGAUGUGGGUCAGCAGAGUAUACUGCUCUCAGACCACGACUGGUGGAGGAUCUUCAGUCAAAACGAGUGGUUGACAUUGCAUGUGGUGACAGUCAUGUACUAGCUCUCACACAGGAGAGUGAAGUUUAUGCCUGGGGUAACAAUGCCAUGGGUCAAUGUGGCCAGGGACAUGCACAGAGUCCCAUCACACGUCCCAAAAAAGUUAUUGGUCUAGAUGGUAUCAGUAUUCACCAGGUGUCAGCUGGAACCUCUCACAGUGUGGCCUGGACAGCCCUUCCCACAGACAGACCAGUGGUAGCUUGGCAAAGACCUUUUUGUGUGGAUUUACAGGAGGCUACCUUUGCCAUUAUUAGGACAUUUCUGGAAAAUUUCUGUUCAGGCUUUGAUGAAGAGUCUCCACCUGCUCCAUUUAAUUCACACAGAGAGCACCGUCAUUUUGUCCAGCUGUGUUUGAAGAUGUUGAGCACUCACUUAUCUCUAGCUCUAGCUGGGGGUAUGACAUGUUCAGUUCUGGGAGACCAGGCACCGCAGCUAAGAAACCUACUGUUCAGACUUCUGGAUUCCAACAUUCCAGACAGCAUAAGAGAUACUGUUUCAGAAAUUCUGAGAGUAGGAGCAUCUCUUCUUCUCCCUCCCCUCAGGGAGAGAAUGGAGCUGUUACAUUCACUGCUUCCUCAGGGUCAGGGAAGAUGGGACAGUUUGUCUAGGGGAAAGCAAAUGCAGUUGAGUUUGAUAUUAACGAGUCUAUACGAUAACAAUCACAUCUCUACACUCCUUGGAUUCUCGGAUUCAUCAGAAAACCUUGCUUCAUCUCAACCUGGUGAUGGGUCUGUUGAUUUGAUGCUUGCAGAGAUCCUCAUGAAAACAAUUCUCAGAAAUCUUGCCAAUGAGACGGAGGAGGCCUUAGAUGACUUGGAGAAGAAUUUGGACAAAGAAUUUGAACAUAAGAUGUUCAUGAUGGCUUUCCCUCACCUUCACAAUCUUUUAUCAUCUCUCCAGAAACAUUUGUUGGCCUACUGCUUCACCCAGCAGCCUUGGAAGCCACACGAUUCUUUGACAGUUGAUCUUCUGUUUAAACACACAUCUCUGAUGUUUUCUGUCACCAAAAAUCUGUUUGAGAAAGCUCUGGUGCUCUUACAACAUGAGAAGUGUAAUUUGAGUGUGAUUAUUGCCAUUGAAGAUAUUUUGUACAAUUCUCCAGCAGGAGCCAUGAUGUUCCACAUUAUGAAUGCACUUUUGAUGUUACCUUUAGACUGGAUCAGUGAAAUGUUGCCAGAAAUUCUGCCCCUCCUUUCUGUUACAGACCAGCUUUGUAAAUUAUUACCUGAAAUCUGUAAAUUUGAAGCAUUUGAGUUGGAAGAGAAUACAGAAGACACACUUGAGAAAUGGUCCUGGUUGGUGGAUAUGGAGAGAACAUGUGCUACUUUGAUUGGUCAGUGUCUUGGUGGAAUGCUUGUUGGAGAUCAGAUGUCCAAACAGGAGAAGAAUUGUCUCCCUUGGUUGGAAAACCCAGUGUUUGGAAAUGGUGCUGAAAUUACCUCUAAGAAGACAGAGGAGGCAAUUCAUUUAGUUUUAGAUUGCAUUAGUAAGCAUCAUUUGGUAGGACUGGAGGAUUUGAAUCUGAAUGCAGAUGAUGUAGUAUUGUUGGAGUUCUGUUGUGGACUGAAGUCAGAAGCUACAGACAAUCUUUGGGAAACCAUGCAAGAUUAUGCAUCUAGAGAGGACUGGGACACCUCAGAAAUAAGCAAUGAUGAGGAAUUGGAUACCAUGACCAGAUGUCUCUUGUGUGCUUUGUUGAAACACUGUAAUCUAGUCAAAGUAGCCUUGCAUAGAAAAAGCCCCCCAAAAACAUUACUUGUCAUCUUCCAGUACAUAUACAGAGUAAGAAGUUGCUUAAUGCAGCACCAUAAGGCAAAACCAGGUUCCCUGUCCAGUCAAGGGCAACAGUCCCUUGAGGAGACUGGGCCAAAGGAGGACUCUGCAGAGUCUGUAGAGUCCCCACAAAGAACAGAGAUGAUGGGGGUAGAGAAGUCCACAGAUCAGGAGCAUGAGAGGGAGGAAGCUGUGUCUGAUGGUAUCAUAUCAGAUGACGAAGGGACAAUCAAAGAUUUACCACAGAUUUUGAAGGAAACAACUUUUGAAGAAGAAUGUAGAAAGUAUCAACAAAGGUGUUUAUUUCUGUUGUUAGGAGUUCGACCAGCUGUCUCAGAAUCUAGUAGCAAAUCUUGUGAGGCCACAGGGACACCUGAUAUUAGACUGAGAAGAAGAGGAAGUGUUCCUGAUUUAUCUCCCUCCAGCAAACUUGUCUUAGAACAACAGAAAGGGUCACAAGGCGAAAAGAGCGAAGAAGUGAGAGAUGGUGCCUCUACACCAGAUCACAAUAGAAGAGAUACAAAUGUGGCUUCCCUUCAGAGAGUGAAAGAAAUGCUACGUCGUCUCCGAUGGCAGCAGGAGCGUUCCACAGUACCGCACAGUCACCAUAAAGCUCACAGUAUUAAAACCUUUGUACAGCAGAUAGCCUCUGAUCUUUGUAAAUUUGUUUGUGGGGAGAAAAUAGGAAGCCCCUCCAUAGGUCAGGAGUCUUCCAUCAGCUGGGAAGUGGAACCCAGAGAAAUGGCUUUGGCAUUAGAUGAUCAGCAGAAAAAAGCGGAGUCUCGGUUGAGGGCAUUGAAUCAAAUAAAAGAGCUACUGUCAACAAACACUGCCAAGUCUGACCUGGAAAGGAGCCCUACCCCCUCCACUCUUUUAAGUUCUGCACAUAUACAGCUAAUGAUGGGCUGUUUCAACUUUGGUUCCCAGUUGUACCAUUAUCAGGAUGGAAUAAGUGCAGCAAAGACAGAAGUUCAGCAAGAUAUUCUUUUAACUGUCCAUCAGAUUUAUGAACUGUUGGUGUCAGCAUUGAUAGAAACUGACAGAUGUGUAAACAUUAAACCAGGGGAGUCCAAGAAACUGCUGCUGUGGACAAUAUUUUCCCUGACAAUGAAGUAUGGGCCUUCAGACUUAUCUCUUGCUGUCUCAUGUGGACUUCUACCUCUUCUAUUUAAACUGACCCUGGGGAAUGCCAGACUGACCUACUUGAUGCCAGUACCAAAGAGGAACCUCACUGCACCCCAGUUUGAUAUGAUCCUACAAUGUUCCAGUAGUAAUCUGCUCAAUGUCAUUACUUUGACAUCAGGAGCCUGCUGUGAUAAGCUAGGAACUGGAGUUGUCCAGAGUAUUGUGGAUCUCUUGUGGAAUCAGCUCUGUCACAUCUGGUCCGUUGGGAAUUCUUCUAAUCAAGAAAUUCGUGAUGAUGGCUGGCAGUCCUCCUUAGGGAAUUUCCUGUUGUUUCUGAGGAGAGUGGCAGCCGCCCCUGCAAUGCAAAAACACUUGACAUCCAGGAAGUGGAUCUCUAGAAUACUGGCCAUGACAGGACAAUUUGAUGAAUCAGGUAGCAUUAUCCUGAGCAAUAUGAGGACAAGGCUGAUUGCCUUCAGUGUACUGGAAAUGGUCCUCAAUUCCUGUGGGAAGGAUACAGACCAAAAUUACAUACAGGAGGUUGUGGAAGACCUCUUCCAGUGUUUGUCAGACAAUAUGUGGAAAAUUCCCCAGCAGUUAGAACUGCAAAAGGCACAGGAAAAGAAGAGUAGAUUACAGUGGAAGUUAUCAGCUGGGACUGAUUUAAAUGUAGACAAGGAAACAGACUCUGAGGACACUAAGAUUAUGAUGCAGAAUGCCACAUUUGAUACAGACAAGUGUCUUAAUUGUACAAUAGAGAGUCCACAAGUGUUGGUGCAUUCUACAUCAGGGAAGGGUUAUGGACUGGGGUCCACAGCGAUGGUGUCAGGGUGUUACAAGUGGAAGGUUCUAAUAGUGAAAGAAAAUAAAGGCAACGAGGGUACAUGUGUGGGUGUGUCAAAGUGGCCAAUCCAUGACUACACUCACCGUACCACAACAGACAUGUGGUUAUACAGGGCUUAUAGUGGAAAUCUCUAUCAUGGAGGGGAACAGGCCAUGGCCCUCAAUGGAUUCACCCAAGGGGACUUUAUCACUGUCAUCCUUGACAUGGAUGCCAAAACACUGUCCUUUGGAAAAAAUGGAGAGGAACCAAGAAUAGCAUUUGAAGACAUUGAUGCUGGUGAACUUUAUCCUUGUGUGAUGUUCUAUAGUGGGACACCUGGAGAAAAGGUCAAGAUGACAGACAUGCAGAUUUGUGAGGGAAACAAAGAGUUACUGCCAGGAGACCCGCUGUGUGCCCCAGUUACUUCGGCUAUAAUGGAGGCCAAUGUCAGCAUGAUGAGAAGGCUACACCAAAGUGAGACCUGGGGAUCCACAAUCAACAGGAAGAUUGUUGAUCAACUAAGUAAAAUCAAGGACUUGGAGAAAUCUCAUAAGCUUGAUGAUGUUGCCCAAAGUUUUCACUCAAAAGAGAAAAAGAAAAAUCAAAAUGAAAACGACACUAAGCCACAGAGUGAAGCAUCAAACAAGCCUGCUUCAGAUGGAGAAAAAUCAUCUUACAAGGAAGAUGAGAAAAAAGAUGAAGGUCAAAGUGAAGAGCAAGACAAAGAUGAAAUUGUAGACUUCACUGAUGAAGAAACUGUUAAAACACUGUGUUCCCAGGUUUGGCCUAGCUUGGUUCUUAUUGGUGGUCUGGAUCCUGGAUUGAGGGUUGGGGGUAGCUGUAGACACAAGACUACGUCAAAAAAGGGAACACUAAUGGGUGUGUCUAGAGAGGGGUCAGCCACAGUCAAAGUACAUUGGGAUGAUGGUGAUAGUACAGUCAGUGAUGUGUUGUUGACUAAAAUAGAGGCCAUAGAACCAGAACCAUUUCAAGCCAACAGUUUGUGUGGUCUAACAGCGGGACAUCUUGAAUCUGUAAUGAAUCUUGCCUGUUUGACAGAGGACAUUCCUCCAGCAUUUACAAAUCUAUACUCCAAUAAACUAGGCACCAAACAUCCAAAAGCAAUGCAAACUGAGCUUGACAAUGCUAGAGAAACUGAUGCAUUGAUGAAAAAGUUAGAUGAGGAUAUUGCUCGAGUACUGGAACAAGAGCAGUCCUCUUGCAUUGGAGUGGAUCACAAUGCUGACAAGAAGGUUAUCAAGGCUCCUCUUGUACAGUUGGAGACCUUUGAUUUGGACAGUACAGAAGACACAGCAAGUAGCACUUCUUCUGUGACUUCUCCUAGAUUUCCCGAUCUGACAGGGUCAGAUAUCAAUCUGCUAACCAAACCAAAGACUUGUCUGUUUGAAGCUCCUGAGGUAGGUGGUUUAAAUGUGACAUUGGAUGAUGGACAUGUUUCUUCCCAGCAGUCUGGGCUGGAGACUGACAGCAGAACUGAAUCAGGAAAUGUAGAGGAGGAAAAUCAUGAGGAGGAACAAACUCUUACUGACUUUCAAUUUAUGCAGAGAUCCUUCAUACAAGUUACAGCUCUGAAAGCCCUUAAUGUAAUAAUUCAGUGCAACAAAUUCACAGAGAUGUUAUUGGUUCCAAAAUCUGAUUUGAUGGCAGAUUCUAGUAAGGCUUUAGUUGAUGGCACUGUUGUGAGAAGAGAUGAAGAUUUUAAAUGUGGAUUGAGGUCUCUGAUGAAGAAAAUGGUGAAGAUUUCCUUGUGUAAUGCCUCCUUAGUGAAGGUAUUUACUGUGGCGGAUUUAGAGAGAGCCCAGGCUGUAUUGUACCAGGUGCUCACAGUUAAGAGUGCUGAGGAAAAUGCUGGCAUUCCUGAGUUAAAAGCAAAACUUCACCCUGGUGGAAUGCCUACCAUCAAACCUACCCGUGAAGUGAAACAAAAAGAAACACAAUUCACAUUUAAAAGGCUUGAGGGAAAUUUAGGAAGUUUUAUCAUCCCACCCCCCAACAUACCAAAUCUGCCACCCGACCUUACAGAGGAGGAGAUUGAUAUGUCUCAGGAGGAUUCCAGAUCAAACAUGCAACAAACUUCUAUAUUGCAGUUUUUAAGACGAGGAACUGGAGGGGUUAGUAAUUCAUCUCCCAGGAACCAGAGAAACAUUGUACCUCGUACACCAGCUGAUUACGUUUCACCACCUGCCAAUGAGGAGGUGGAGACAGAACCCCCACCACUACCAGCACCCCGCAGGUACUCCUCCUCAGCCACCCUUCCCUCUACAUUGUGCAGAAGGAUUGGCAGUGCAGCCAAGAAACCACCACACCCACCUGUUAGGGCAAGGUCACCUUCACCCCCUCCACCACCCAUUGCUGCUCCUCUCUUAGAGAUGGGAUUCUCCAUUCAGGCCAUUAAGAAGGCAAUCAGAGAAACAGGUACAAAUGGAAGGGAGGUGUCAGCCAGUGGAAUAAACACCUUGGCUAUGUGGAUGUUGGAGAAUCCUGACAGCACUGCUGAUCAGGCCCCAGUAAAAUCUCGGGAAAUGAAUAGGAGGGGCAGUCUUGAGUCCCUGGACAGAAGAGGACUGAGGAGGAGGCGACCAUUAUCAAGUCAGGAGGCCACCAAUAGGAAUGCUGAAGACACCAGCGAUGAUACAGAGAAUUUUGGAUCACUGUUCUUGCGCAGACAGAGACCACUUACAAGAACCAGGCACAUCAAUCUCAGAAGUAUUGGCAAUUUAGACAAUGAGGAUGAUGAUGACACUAGAUCUGAAAUGCCCCUGCCCACUGGAGAGGAGGGUUUGCUAUCACUUUCUGAGUUAUACAAUGUAACUAGCACUGGGCAGGAAUAUAGUGAUAGUCUACUGCGCCCCCAUUCCUUGGCUGAUUUGUAUGACAACAUACUGGAACUGCAGGAUGAGAUUUGUAAUGAUGACAGUAUUGAGGAUUUGUUUAAUGUGGAACAUGCUGAGCACAGGGAUACUUGGGACUUGUUUAAUGCUUUGAGGCGAGAGUUGGAAGACCAAACUACUGUGACCUGUGAACUGUGUCAACAGGAAACGUCCAAUUUCAAUAGGCACAUGAGAACUGAACACCCAGGAUGCAUGGGUAGUUGUGCCCAGCAUGGAUACAGGAGUAACGGUAUUUAUGUAGAUGGUUGGUUUGGAGGUCGUUGUGGAUCAGGUCACCCAUUUUACCUUAUGUGUCCCGACUGUCGAGAAAAGUACUUAGAGGCCAGAGGAAACAGGGAGAAUCUCCAAAACUCAGCAGAUCUGGGAGAUCACAGAUCUAGUGUUAAGGCUCCAGACCUGUUGGAUAUCCUUGAUCAUGGAUUAAAUGAUCCAGUGCCUCUUUUCUCUGAUUCUUCUCAAAGUAAGCCAGUGACAGAGAAAGUUGAAGUUUUGAUGUCAAAGAUAGGACUCACUGAUCAUAAGCCUGUCCCUGAACCAGUCAAAUUCUCAGAAAAUGACCCACUUGGAACAGGUCUCCUUAAAUCUGCAACUUCUUCAGGAGAUGUCUUAAUGACACUCUCAUCAUUUGCCAAAGGAAGUAGGCCAGACAGUCGUAAUAAAUCACUAGGGGAGCAAGCUUCCUUUAUAAAAACAAGUGAGGACAGAAAAGUGGCUCUUUAUAGAAUCACUUCCACCAUGCAGAUCAUGAUAGCAAGAUCCAUGGUGACAAAAGUUUUGUCUGUGCUAGCAGCCAGUGGUCCAAACUGCAGUCUGCCUUCAGCCCUGGAUUACAUAGGUCUGUCAGAUAUCAUGACCCUUGUCCAAUUUAUGUGUCUGUGUGCUACAGGAAAGGUUCUAUAUCCUCUGAGUUGUCAGCCUAGAGACUCUGCUGAGAGCUUGUGUCACCUUACUACUGCUAUAGGUACCCUGGUUCAGGAUAGCCCUGCCUCUCUCCAACAGCUUAUCCAACUCUGUACACAGGAACUAAUGUUAGCAGCAACAGGAGGUAACAAGGGAGAUGUAAGAAAGAAGACAAAGAACACCACCCCCUCACAGCCGUCCUCCAUGCUGACAGUCACACAGUCCUUAGUGACCCUUCUAACUCGAAAUAAGUGGGUCAGCAGUCCAAACUGGAUAUCUCAGUGGUUUCCAUGUUCAGACUCCCAAGAGUCAGAGUCUUUAUCAACUGCAGAAUCAUCAGAUUCCCCUACAAGGGAGGACUCACCCCUAAAUCUCAUUAAUGCACUAGCAGCUUGUGUACUGUCCACUAAGUUAUCUUCCUUAUACAAGCACUGGGCUGUCAAAGAAUUUAUACAGUGUUUGUCCUCUCAAUCAGCUAGUCAGCCAGAUCAGAUUGUAAACCAAGUGGACUGGGGUGGAGACAUGCCAUCCUGUCCAGUGUCCAAACUAGAGGCCCACCAAAACAGACUGGCACACUGUGUGUGGAGUACCAAGAAAAAUCUGUUAGCCACCAGUGGAUAUGAUGGUACACUGCGAGUGUGGAGUCUGCCCAACAGAACACACCAGUUUUUACAACAGACCUGUAUAUUUAACCGUGGGGAUGAUGACUGUGAGGAAUUAGAUGGUAAUCUUCUGACCUGUAUCUGUUGGAGCAGCACAGGAAAAUACCUGGCGGGGGCCAUAGACAAUAUUAUUAAUGUCUGGACUACAAGUGGUGGAAAAGGUCACAUGGAUAUCCAGCCUCAUUUUGUAUCCGUCAUGACUUGGCCAGAACAUAAAGGAAUGAUGGGAGGUUGCCUGGGUCUGACUACUGACACCCUUCUGAUUGGUCGACUUGAUGGCUCACUGGCCUAUAUUGAUGUGUUUGAUAGCUCUAGCUUUAAGAGGCAUGAGCUAGAUCAUUGCUACAGAGAAAAUGUUUCAGUUACACAAAUUGCAUGGUUUGAUGAAGACAGGCCAUUUGCUGUAGCAUUUAGUGAUGGGGUGAUUUCCCUAUGCACAAAGUUGGAAAUUGAGGAACCACACUUGACAAAAGCUUUCGAUAGUUCUAUUAUUUGUAUGAAGUGGGACCCCACUGGUCACAUGCUGGCUUGUUGUGCAGAUGGAGAACCUAACAUUAAAAUCUACAAAGGCAGACAGGAAUUGAACCUUGCGUUCAAGCUACAACACAGGGCUGAAGUUUCAACGCUUCAGUGGUGCCACACCCUUGGGAAGGGAGAUAAAAAGGAAUUGAUGAUGGCAAGUGGCUGUGGUGACGGUGUUGUCUAUGUUUGGAUGUUGAACCAGUACACAGGAAGUGAAUCAAAUUUAUCACCAUUUAACUUUGAUUCUGUGAAUCAAGAUGAGGAAUUUUGUAAUUCAGAGACGUCCAUUCAGUCACUUUUAACAAUACGGGGUCAUGUUAGCACCGUGACAUCACUUGCAUUCUGUCCAUCAGCACUAAUGUUGGCUUCAGGGUGUGAUAGAGGAUGGCUUAAUGUCUGGUCCAUUUGUGAUGGAAGUGUACUACAAACUCAUAUGGAAAAUGGUAUGGUCAGUGAUUUGUGUUGGUUUGCAGAUCAUGGACUGGCAGCUUGCUUCAGCAAAACUAAGGAUGUAGUUAUUUUGCAUUACACUACAGACCUAUUGGAAAAGAAUAGAGCAUUGUCUGUCUGUAGAAAAUCCUUUAAGCAGCAGGGAAUCUGGGGAUUAAACCAGGCUCCCUUUCUACUCAGUCUGAUACAGAAGUUACCCAUUCUUCUCCAGGACCAAUACCUGUAUGAAAAGCCUAAGGUGGUGUCUGGCCAGCAGCUGGUACACAGCUCUUACAUGCAACACUUGGCAAUUUUAGCAGUAGGACUAGAGCUGGACAAACCUCUGUGUCACCAACCAUGUGCCCCACAUCAUAUCAGUUCUGACAAUGUCCAGGACCUAGUGACUCCAGAGUGGCAGUGGUUGUUGUCCUUCUCAGCAGCUGUCAAGUCAGCGGAGGCUCUAUCCAAUAGAACACCAUUCCCAGAAUCUUUCAGAAUGCUCAAUAAAGAUACUCGUUCCUGUCAUACACAGUCUUGGGACAACACAAAAUGGGAUCUGAAUAUGGAUGUACAGAUAAUGACUUGGGCUAUGCAGAAACCAGAGGACUGGCUGAUUGGGGGGAAAUGUGAGGCCUUCCUUUGGGGGAGUGGUAGAAAUGGACAGAUGUCUGAGGGAGGGAGAGGGGCAUUUGUUCCUGUUAAGGUCCAGUCUUUCUCCUGUGCACAACAGAUUAUAUGUGGACAAAACUGUACCUUCGUGGUUCAGAACAAUGGGACAGUAAUGGCAUGUGGAGAAGGCAGUUAUGGUCGAUUGGGUCAGGGUAAUUCUGAUGAUCUCCACUCGCUGACAGUCAUAUCUUCCAUUCAAGGUUUUGUGGUGACACAGUUAGCCACAUCUGUGGGGUCAGAUGGUCAUGCUUUGGCUGUGACAGAGAGUGGGGAGGUGUUUUCCUGGGGGGAUGGUGACUAUGGUAAACUGGGACAUGGCAACAGUGAUAGACAAAGGAGACCCAGACAGAUUGAGGCCCUGCAGGGGGAGGAAGUUGUUCAGUUAUCAUGUGGAUUUAAGCAUAGUGCUGUAGUGACAGCUGAUGGAAAGCUAUUUACCUUUGGGAAUGGAGACUAUGGAAGAUUGGGCCUGGGUACAACCACCAACAAAAAAGUUCCCACCAGAGUUGUGGCCCUUGAAUCUCACCAGAUUGGAUAUGUUGCCUGUGGUUUGAACCACACUUUGUGUGUAUCAUCAGAUGGAACAAAUGUGUGGGCAUUUGGAGAUGGUGACUUUGGGAAGCUGGGACAAGGAAACACUGUGGGAAAACAUUUACCGACUAAAAUUAAAUCUCUCCAGGGACAUGUAGUUAAAAAGGUGACCUGUGGAACACAAUUCUCUGUAGCUCUCACUAAGUAUGGAAAAGUCUUCACAUGGGGACAAGAGAGACUUAUAGGGCAACCUGACACAAGAGGGGGAAGCAAUUGUCAGCCACAGGAGGUUGCCUCCCUUUCAGGAUACUUUAUAGAGGAUGUAGUAUGUGGGGCAGAACACACUCUUGUCUUGACCAGUGAGGGUGAUGUGUGGGGUUGGGGAAACAACAGUGAGGGACAACUUGGCUUAGGACACACAAACUCUCCUGUGAGGGAACCUCAGCUAGUGCCAUGUCUGACUGGAAAAAAUAUCAGACAGAUAUCAGCAGGUAGGACACAUAGUGCUGCCUGGACCACACCCUGUCCUCCACAGAGAAUUCCUGGGGUUCCUAUCCCCCUGCAGUUGGGGACCCCCAGUAAAGUCCCUGCCAGCUGUAGUACCCUGAGGGAGUGUCAGAUGGAAAAUAUACAAAGUCGUCUGAAGCUGCUUCAUCACUUCUCUGAUCUCAUCUACUCCUCAUGGAGACUUCUUCCACUUACAACAAUACAUAAGAGCGAGUUGCCUCACUAUGCAGCAGGCAUGUCUGGUAUAGUGGAUGGAAGAUUAAGACCCCUGCUAUCCCCCAGAGUGUUCUCUCUACCCAUGGUCAGGGCUAUUGGGAAAACUAUGGUACAAGGAAAGAACUAUGGGCCCCCUAUCACAGUAAAAAGGCUUUCAACAAGGGGUAAGAAGUGUAAACCAGUGUUUACACAGAUAGGACAGCAGGUGAUUAAACUGAGGGCAGAGGACCUAAGGUUACCAGCCAGGGCCUGGAAAGUCAAACUCAUUGGGGAGGGAGCAGAUGAUGCAGGAGGAGUAUUUGAUGAUACAAUCACUGAAAUGUGUCAGGAAUUGGAAACAGGAAUUGUGCCAUACUUCAUUCCAACACCAAAUGCCAGAAAUGAGUCUGGGAAUAACAGAGAUAGAUUUUUAUUGAACCCAGCCCGAUGUGGAGAAGAUGAUCUUGCAAUGUUCAAGUUCCUGGGGAUCCUGUUUGGGGUGGCCAUCAGAACUAAGAAACCCCUGGACUUACAUCUGGCCCCCAGUGUGUGGAAACUCCUGGUAGGAAUACCACUAAGACUGGAGGAUCUUGAGGAGACUGAUCAUAUUUAUAUUCAAAGUUUGAGGGGUAUUCUGGAUAUUCAUGAAAGUGGAGUGAAUGAAACCAACUUCCAUGAGUUCAUCCCUUUGGACUGUUUUGAGGGUCAGAGUGCUGAUGGCAGAUUAGUCCCUGUUAUUCCAGGGGGAGGGACAUUACAGCUUAACUUCAACAAUAGGAGGGAGUAUGUGGAGGCAGUGCUGAAUUACAGGCUCCAGGAAAUGAACCGGCAGGCUGCUUCAGUAAGGGAGGGUUUGUCAUGGAUAAUUCCUGUUCCCCUGUUGACCUUACUGACCCCACAGAACCUUGAACAACUGGUCUGUGGGAUGGAGGAAAUGUCUGUAGAUGUUCUCAGGAAAGUAGUCAGGUAUCGUGGAAUUGAUGAGAAAAAUGAAGUAGUGUGCUGGUUUUGGGAGGUCCUUGAAGCAUUCAGUAACGAAGAAAGAAUACAAUUUCUUAGAUUUGUCUCAGGAAGGACACGCCUACCAGCUAACCCUUCUGAUAUUUCACAGAGGUUUCAGAUCAUGAACUCUGACAGAGGAGCAAAUUGUUUACCAACAUCUCAGACAUGUUUUUUUCAACUUCGCCUACCAAAUUAUCCAAGUAAAGAAAUGCUGGCAGAGAAGCUACGGUAUGCCAUUUUCAACUGUCGAUCUAUAGACAUGGAUAACUAUAUGCUGGCCAGGAAUGCAGAAAAUGAACAAAUGUCUGAUGAGGAUAUUGAGGAUGAAGAUCUUUUUAACACAAAUUUUGGACAAACUUAACACUUCAGGACAUAAAGUCUCUAAUUAUUCAGUAAAAGCAUAAUUGUUCCCUAGUACCAAAACUUAAUAGACAUGUUACAGUUAUUUAUGUGGUAUGCAGGACAAUUACUUGGCUUUCUGUAGGAAAUGUCAUUUGUUUCAUGCUAAGAAAUUUCAAAUUCUCCAUAAAUUUAAUAUAUGGGUGUUUGAAAUGAUUAACCUGGAAGCUAUUUUCUUGCUUUGUUUAUAUGUCUGUGAUAUUUGCUGUUUUAUAAAAAGCUAUAAUGUGAACACAUUUUCAUUGUUAUACUCUGGGUAAUUAACUAUCAAGGGAUACUAAAUUUAUGAUCCAUAGAUUUACUUACACAAUGAAACACAAAGUAUCAAAUCUUGAAAAAUCCUGCAUCUCUUGGUUGAAAGUGAUGAAAUACCAGUAUUGGAUCAUUAAAUUGUCCUUACAAAUACAGUAAGGAAAGCAUAAAUUGGUUUUAUUUUGAAGAAUUUCACUAGAAUUAUGUUUGCCAGAUGUGCAAUGUAUGAAUGUGCUUACUGGAAUUUGUAAAUGGUUUGUAUACUCUCUCAGAAAUCUGUUGAUGUUUGGAAAAGUCAAGGUACAAUGAAACCUAUUAGAGAAACUAGAAAUAUGUCCAUAGGAUAUGAAUGCCCUGCCCAGGGUUCAUUAUAAUGCAACAUGAAAAUUUGUAUUGGUGAAUGAAGUUUGAUGAAAAUAUCUUGAAAAGUUUCUUUAAAACUGAGUUUUAUACACAAUAAAUAGUAAAGUCAAA